AUGGCGCGCUUCCUGUUACCCUUCUUUGCCAUUCUAGUGGGAUUCGUCGGCACGCUUCUUGCCUAUCCGACCAGCACGUCCGGCGAAGUCGCGUCCCCUUACCUUCGCGGUGUCAACCUUGGUGGCUGGCUGGUCCUCGAGUCGUAUCUCACUCCGGAACUCUUCGAGGACGAUGGAGUCGUCGAUCAGUGGACUUUCGAUGAGCAGCCCGGCUCGUUCGACAAGCUGAAGACUCACUGGGACACGUACUGCACCGAAGCAGACAUCAAGAAGCUCGCUUCGUAUGGCAUUAAUGCCGUUCGUAUCCCCAUCGGCUUCUGGGCCUACGACAACGAUGACACCCCAUACCACAAGGGCUCUGACAAGUACCUUCGCAAGGCCAUCAAAUGGGCACGCGAUGCUGGUAUGGUCGUCAUCAUUGACUUGCAUGCCACCCCCGGGUCUCAGAACGGCGACAUCGGCUCUGGACACAUUCAGGAUGGUUCCGAGUGGCAAACUGGAGCUGGCAACAUGGAACGCACGACUACCAUACUCGAGACUAUUGCGGAGAAGUACGGCAACGACGAGUUUGCCAAUGUUGUUGUCGCGAUCGAACUUGUCAAUGAACCUUCCAACAAUGCCCCGAACACACUGGAAAAGACUAAGAAGUGGACCAAGUCCACGUUCGCCGACGUUCGUAAUGCUGCUACAAACAAGAAUCUUCGCAUCGCCAUGCACGACCAAUGGGUCACUCCCAAAAACUGGCUUGAUGUCAACUCUGACCUUAGUGCUGCUAAUCCGGGCAUGUUCGUCAUGGACGUUCAUCAGUACCAGAUUUUCACCGACGAGGACAAGCACCUUGACCAGCAAGAGCACAUCCAGAAAGUCUGCAAAUUCGCAGAAGAGCAGCUGAAGCUCGCCAAGGACAACGAUAUGUUACUUACUGUGGGAGAGUUCAGCGGCAACACGUUCAUAUGUGUUAAUUCUAACGGUACAACUUUUGCGGAUCCCAAUGGUGAAGGAAAGGCUUGCAAUGAGGACGGUUGCCAAUGCGAGCUUUAUGGCGGCAUCAGUGUCGAUGAUUGGAGCGACCAAUUGGUCGAGCAGGUCCGCCGCUACAUUGAAGUCCAGCUCGACAUAUUCGAAGAAUACGCCGAGUCCUGGUUCUUCUGGAACUUCAAGGGACCCGGUUCCUGGGGCUUCAUGACCGGUGUCGAGAAGGGCUUCAUUCCCCAACCACUGACCAGCAGACGUUACCCCAACCCUUGUAAUUGAGCGGCAUUGAGUGUGAAUUUCCAUGCUAACAACACGAACGAGUGGAGUGUUGCAUGGAUGAGGCUUUGCUGCGUCGACGCGGAAACUGACUGGAAUGCUUUGAGCGCCUAACAGCAAUCGAGUUUGACGGAUGACUUUGUGUGUAUUAGGAGUAGAUAGUCAAUGAGCAUAGGUCUUAGGUGGUUUGCCCACCCAAAGUGAUACCACUCCC
Aplosporella prunicola CBS 121167 is the source of this 1465-nucleotide messenger RNA. RefSeq names its product glycoside hydrolase family 5 protein. Gene Ontology annotation, cellular component: extracellular region; cell surface. Bases 1 to 1254 code for a protein of 417 amino acids. The record is from RefSeq and is a predicted model, not a curated record. Gene Ontology annotation, biological process: glucan catabolic process. The transcript has 3 exons. NCBI's taxonomy places the organism in Eukaryota, Fungi, Ascomycota, Dothideomycetes, Botryosphaeriales, Aplosporellaceae. Gene Ontology annotation, molecular function: beta-glucosidase activity.